AUCCACGACCCUGCAUAGCUCUAGCGGCAGUCUUGUAAAACAUCAGCUCAGACCCCGGCGCUCGGCACCAAGGCGACGUCAUGUCCCGCCAAGUGAACAGCUGAUGGAAGGGAAGACAAAGAUGCAAGCUCCCCCCAUCUCCUCCUACCACGGUAUCCUCCUACUACAUACCAUAGCCAGUCAUGGAUUUCCUCCGCUCAAAACAGUCCGGCAUCCAGCGCGAUUUCUCGGGCAGUCUGGCUGCCGCGCCUGAUGUGUUUACUCUCGACCAGGUCGCGAAGCUCGGCCUCUCCUCGACGAUCUCCACUUUGGCCUACGACCCAGUGCAAUCCCUCCUCGCGGUGGGCACAUUCCAGAGCUCUUCCACCUCCGGCUGCGUGCACAUAUUCGGGCAGAAGCGCGUGCACGUCGUAUUCCGACUCGCACGGAAAGCGUCCGUCAAGGCGGUGCAGCUAUGCGAUUCCCGCGCGGUCGUGCUGGACUCAUCCAACGACAUCAGCAUAUUCGAUCUUGCGUCGCCAUUGGCAGCGGGCGUGGAGUACUCCCCGCCCGGAACGGUGACGACGAUGCGCACGGAGCCGGGAUUGGACUGGAUCCUACUCGGAAUGCAGACGGGAGAGGUCCUGGCGUACGAUAUCGACCGCCGCGUGGUCGCGCCGCUGAGGAUUCCGAAUCUGUGGAGGGAGCGCGCGCCGAAAGCGAGGCUGUCCCCCGUCGUGUCGCUUGCCCUGCAUCCUAAGGAUGUGGGCACCCUGCUGAUUGCAUACUCUGAGGGCGCGGUCAUCUACUCGUUCAAGCAGGCGGCCGUGAUGAGGUUCCUGGAGUUCGUGUUGCCGCCUGGCGCGCCCGGCGCGGAUACGGAGCUGGCGACGAUACGCACGCAAAGGAGGCCCGCGGUCACGCAGGCCCUCUGGCAUCCUACCGGAACGUUCGUGUGCACGGCGCAUGAGGACUCGGUGAUGGCCGUGUGGAAUCCGAAGGACGGGGCGCUGGUGCAGAGUCGGACGCUGGAGGACGCAGGCGUGCAUCUGCCCGGAAGCCUACCGGGGGCGAGCGACGGUAGCGGGAUGUCGGUGCGACAGCCGAUCUACAAGAUUGCGUGGUGCGCGACGAGUAAUCCCGACGAUACGUCGCUGCUGAUUGCGGGCGGGAAUCCGAUGACUACCAGGUCGAAGGGCCUGGCGUUGAUGGAUCUUGGCCCGACGCCGAAUAUGCUCACCUCGUCGGUACAGGUGCUCGCCGAUCACUUUGCGAAACCUAGACGGCAGAGGAUUCUGCCCAUGCCUACGGAACAUGACGUCGUCGACUUCUGUGUGAUACCCAGGACGAGCCCGCAUUAUGGCGGGGGCUACGAUCCGCUGGCGGUCAUUGCGCUGUUGGCGUCGGGCGAACUAGUGACGUUGCGAUUCCCGGACGGGCAACCGCUGUCGCCGGCGGCAUUACUGCAUCCCUCGCUUAUCCUGACGCACCCGUUCUCGACGCGCGUCGACGUUUCCGCGGUGCAGCGGCAGCGCUGGCUAGGAAUGGCGCGGCUACCGUCGCAACUGUCCCAGCCGCCACCGGAAAUGAUCGUGGGCGGGAUUGAACACCCCAAGCCGCUGCGGCGCUACGAGAACCGCACCGUCAUCCAGAGCUCGCAUCCUAACGGCACAGUGCGCAUCUGGGACUUGGGACACGGCGAUGAAAUUGAGAAUGGCGAUGUCUUGGAGAUCGAUGUGGCCCGCGUGCUGCUGCGCGCCGUAGACCUCAACGUCGAGUGCGUCUCGUUGGCGGGCAUCUCCGGUGAGACCGCGGUCGGAAUGGAAACGGGCGAGGUCGUGGUGUUUCGCUGGGCUAAGAAUACGGCUAUGGGCCGCCACCAGGAGGAGAAGAAGCCUGAGGGUGACCAAGUGAUUACAGAUGUUCGUAUGAGAGCGGAUCCGGAUGUGAAGGAGGGGUUGAUGCCCGCUUGCAUUCUCGAUCAGAAGUGCGGGGCUGUUAUCGCGCUGAAGAUGAGUGAUGUUGGCUUCUGCGCCGUGGGGUAUCAGACUGGGCAUCUGUGUGUGCUGGACAUGAGGGGACCGGCGGUAAUUUUCCAUCAGAGCUUAGGCUCGCUCAGCAAGGACAAGCGAACGGGCUUCAGGAGAUCUCACAAUCCAGCCGCGGCAACGGAGAAGGCUACGUGUCUCGAAUUUGGCGUGAUGACGCUCGAGGGCGACGAAUUCUCGUCGAUCGCUCUCUUCGUGGGCACAAACCUGGGCAGAGUCCUGACCUUCAAGCUCCUACCGCAGCAGGGCGGCGGCUUCACCUGCACCUAUGAGGGCGUGAACCACCUUGACGAUAACGCACCCAUCCUUUCCAUAACCCCCAUAAACUCCGACUCCGGCAAAAGGACAUGGGCCACCCCGCAAGCCACCGCAAACCUUCGAGAGGGCAUCAAAACCCCCGGUGUGAUCGUCUGUGCCUCGCAGAACGACGCACGGAUCUUCAAGCCAUCGCAGGCGCGCGGCGCGCACAAGACCUGGGGCGAUGAGUUCACCGUGCACGCCGCGAGCGUGUGCGAGCUCGAGGCGUACGGGAUCUGCCUCACGACCGUGACCUCCCUAGGCCUGAUCAUAAACUACACCGUCCCGGGGCUAAAACCGAUCGGCGCGCCCCUCUCCGUCAAGAGCGUACUGGAGGCCGAGCGGCUGCACCUAACAACGGUGCUGGAGAGCGGCCACAUCCUUGGCUGGAGCGGCGAGCACGAGCUCACACUGCUCUACCAGUGGGGACUGGAUAAGACCCCCGCCGCCCUCCCGCUCGACACGCUGUACAACCCCGCCACGCCCCCGCCGUCCCGCCCCACCAUCAGCAACCUCCAAUGGCUCGCCGGGACGCAGUACAUAACCACCGCAGACCUGGACCUACUAAUCGGCGGCCCAGACCGUCCCAUGUCCUUCGCGCAGCAGCAGCAGUUGCGCGAUUCGGCGGCCGCCGAGCGCGAGGCCGCUAGAAGACUGCAGGACCCCGCCUCCGCCGCCCAGGCUGGUCCCGCGGGUCAGGCAGGCGAGGGCGUCUUCGCGGGCAUGGCUAGGAAUAUGCGCGAGCGCACAGAGAAGCUGAGUUUUACUACCGACACGAUGGAUCGGCUUGAAGAGAGUAGCGCGAGCUUUGCGGAGGAUGUUAGUAAGUAUGUCAGUUCGCAGAAGAAGAAGGCGAUCCUUGGGGGGAUUACGGGGAAGUGGUUUUAGACUGGAGAUGGGGAGGAGAUGGAUGGAAUGGAUGGAAUGGGCGGUGUUGGUUUCGUUGACUUGAUACCCCUGAGAAGCUGUUAUUCAAUGAUUAGAAUGUACCAAGUGAUCGUAAU
This is a messenger RNA of Tricharina praecox, 3328 nucleotides long. RefSeq names its product lethal giant larvae like, C-terminal-domain-containing protein. The coding region runs from base 183 to 3212 and encodes 1009 amino acids. The transcript has 4 exons. Gene Ontology annotation, molecular function: myosin II binding; syntaxin binding; GTPase activator activity. Gene Ontology annotation, cellular component: plasma membrane; cytoplasm. Gene Ontology annotation, biological process: regulation of exocytosis; regulation of protein secretion; establishment of cell polarity. The record is from RefSeq and is a predicted model, not a curated record. Lineage: Eukaryota; Fungi; Ascomycota; Pezizomycetes; Pezizales; Pyronemataceae.